Drosophila melanogaster (fruit fly) is the source of this 1428-nucleotide messenger RNA. It is a transcript of the gene sordd2, whose product is annotated as suppression of retinal degeneration disease 1 upon overexpression 2. Bases 232 to 1083 code for a protein of 283 amino acids. Gene Ontology annotation, biological process: protein ubiquitination; ubiquitin-dependent protein catabolic process. The record is from RefSeq and is marked reviewed. The transcript has 4 exons. Gene Ontology annotation, molecular function: metal ion binding; ubiquitin protein ligase activity. Lineage: Eukaryota; Metazoa; Arthropoda; Insecta; Diptera; Drosophilidae. Gene Ontology annotation, cellular component: endomembrane system; endoplasmic reticulum; nucleus.
AGGUAUCGUCAGUGCAAUUGUUUUGAGGUGCUAAGACGUCAAUUGAUUGACUUGUCCACACAAUCAAUUUAGCAACAUUCUCUGAUUCGGUUUAACAAUACUUAGCACGGCAAGUAGAAGCAAACAGUGAGCGAAAACAAACAAUAAAAUGAGGGCAAACAAGUCAGGUUUUGCAAACAAUACACUUACAAUCUUGAACGACUAAAACUUUACCCGCAUCUUGGGCAAACCAUGGAGGAACCGAAAAGUGUAUCCACAGCGGAGCUUCCCAGCACAUCAACCGGGGCAUCGUCGUCCUCAUCGACUUUGUCCAACAACGUGAGCUACGACAAGAUAGCCUGGACUCGGGAUAUCACAGAACCCUUGGCUGAGGAGUCAUCUACAAGUCAAUUGCGCCCGCUGGGUACCUCGAUUCCAACCAAUUCGACGGCAUCGGAACUGAAGAAGUCCAACACUUCGUAUUCCUUUACUGGAGACUAUCUAUCUGGUGGCAAUAAGGCCGAUCUGAAGGGUGGCUAUCCAUUCGGCGGCACCGAUACGGACACAAAAGCCAACGAAAAGGACAAGGAGAAGGAACAUACCGCAGACGACUCACUCUACGAGUGCAACAUAUGCCUGGACACCGCCAAGGAUGCUGUGGUCAGCAUGUGCGGCCAUCUGUUCUGCUGGCCGUGCCUGCAUCAGUGGCUCCUGACGCGUCCCAAUCGCAAACUCUGUCCCGUUUGUAAGGCUGCCGUUGAUAAGGAUAAGGUCAUACCGCUGUACGGAAGAAAUAGUACACACCAGGAAGAUCCACGUAACAAAGUUCCACCACGCCCCGCUGGACAACGUACAGAACCAGAUCCUGUUCCCGGGUUCCCUGGAUUCGGAUUCGGCGACGGAUUUCACAUGUCUUUCGGUAUUGGAGCUUUUCCUUUCGGGUUCAUAACAUCUAGGCUCAACUUUUUCGAACCACGUCCACCUGCUGAUAUUAGAAGGCUACACGAAGAUGAACCCUGGGCCCUGUCAAAACUGUUCUGGCAUUUUGUCGUUUUUGUGAUAUAUGGGCUGCUCGUUCCAAUAGUGCACGGAUCAUCCCGAUAAGAAGAACCUAUAUUCAAAUGUCAAUGGAAAGCGUGCGAAGUAAUCAAAUAGCAGUAUCCUCCAGUUAAAUCAACAAUAUUGUUAAACUCGUUGGGCUAUAGUCGUUGGUGUGAUUAAUUAACAUAAAUUGUUAGCAUUCGGUUAUAAUUGUAAUUUGAGGAUUCGCAAAACAGAAGUGGAUUGGGUCCCAAAUUAUUUCAAAAAGUCUGCAAUACCCUACGACUUCAGCAUAAAAAACUGAAAUUUCGAAAUAAUUGGAUCGUAAUGAUUUAAUUCAAAUGUAGAUUUCAAAAAUUGUAUAAAUUUAUAUUUUAAAUUCUAUAAAACAUUAAAAACAUUUAUUUU